Molecule: messenger RNA, 1943 nt
Organism: Micropterus dolomieu (smallmouth bass)
Lineage: Eukaryota; Metazoa; Chordata; Actinopteri; Centrarchiformes; Centrarchidae
Product: spermidine synthase-like
Exons: 10
Coding region: 16-945 (309 amino acids)
Biological process (GO): spermidine biosynthetic process
Cellular component (GO): cytosol
Molecular function (GO): spermidine synthase activity
Source: RefSeq, a predicted model, not a curated record
UCACAUUCUAAAAGCAUGGCUAUUAAUAUGCUGCUAUACAGUGGUGCAAAAAACCGUCAUCUGCAACAAGCUGACAUGAACCUCAUUGAAGAUGGGUGGUUUAUUGACAAAAACCCGCUCUGGCCCGGGCAAGCGACAGCUAUCCAAGUGGAGGAGGUCCUUCAUAACAAGAAAUCCCAAUUUCAAGAUGUUUUGGCAUUCAAGAGUAAAUCCUAUGGGAAUGUCUUGGUGCUGGAUGGAGUGAUCCAGUGCACUGAGAGAGAUGAGUUUGCCUAUCAAGAGAUGAUUGCAAACCUUCCCUUGUGCAGCCACCCCUGCCCCAAGAAGGUGCUGGUUAUUGGGGGUGGAGAUGGCGGGGUGCUGAGGGAAGUGGUGAAGAAUCCACUGGUAGAAUCGGUGAUUCUGUGUGAGAUAGACGAGGAUGUCAUUAACGCAUCGAAGAAGUUCCUCCCAGGGAUGGCCAAAGGGUUUUUCAGUCCUAAGGUCAACCUCCAUAUUGGAGAUGGCUUUGAAUUCAUGAAGCAGAACCAGGAUGCCUUCGACAUCAUUAUAACCGAUUCCUCAGACCCUGUCGGACCGGCUGAGAGUUUGUUCAAGGAGUCGUACUAUCAACUGAUGAAGACAGCACUGAAAAACGACGGAAUUCUUUGUUCCCAGGGAGAGUGUCAUUGGCUACAUUUGGAGCUGAUAAAAGAGAUGCGAAACUUCUGCAAGACCCUAUUCCCUGUGGUGGACUAUGCCUACACAACCAUCCCAACGUAUCCCAGUGGCCAAAUUGGAUUCAUGCUCUGCAGUAAAAAUCCUGAAACAAAUUUCAAGGAACCUGUGAGAGCACUCUCAAAAGAAGAAAUGGAAAAUAUGAACCAUAAAUAUUACAACCCAGAAAUUCACAAAGCAUCAUUCGUUCUCCCUGAGUUUGCAAGAAAGGCACUCAGUGAAGCAUGACCAGCAACGGCAGACCACCAUGUUCAUCCUCUACCUGGCCCUCAGACCACAGAUAAACAACCUUGUUCUAUGGCUUCUUCACCUCCUCAACACAGUUCAGCACCACUGAAGAGUAGUAGCCUCCUAAGGAUUUCAUGGCUGGGGGCAUAAGAACUUGCCGAGUUAUACAGAGAAUGGGUUUAUUUCAUCUCAGUGUUUCCUUCCUUCCAGCCCUACAUGCUCUCACUGUUUGUUUAUUUUUCUGAAGUGUUUGGUUUUUAAUGUGCUGGGCUGAGUGGGAAGAGCACUGCCAUCAAACCUGAACCUCCUCACAGUAGAACCUAACAGUAUUGUUUAUUUAAUUUACCAGGGAACUGUAUUGUCUAUUUCAUUUACAAAUAGGCAUAGGUUUCCAUAUGUCAUGACUGUAUAUUCAGAAUACUAAUGUCUUUAAAAUAUGGAUUCAUUUUGCAAUCAUAGUGUAGUAAGCCAGCAUGCUGCAUCAUUACAUCGUCAAUCAGUUACUACAUAUUAGUUGUAAAUCCACAUUGAAUGUUGGUGGAGUUCGAGUGUCAUACCUGAGCAGUGAACAUAUGCUUCUUCAUUUGCACAAAACGACAAAUAUAUGCAGGACUACAUUUUAGUUAUUUUGUUCUGGUUUCAAAUUUUAAUAUCUUUUAAAGGUGUUAUUCCAAAGUUCUUAGGGAAUCCCUUAUGUUUGGUUCAAAAUUAUUUACAGCCACUACAGACAUCUAGUCAAGGACGUAGUCGUUUCAAAUCUUUAUUUCUGCAUAAAUAAUCACCUGAAUGAUUAUGAUCUUUAAUUAAAAGAAUAUACUUAUAUUAGAAUAAUUACUAUAGUAUUACUGAGAGACAUCACAGUGCAGUUAAUCCUAAAAUCCAACACAGAGCACUCUAUGAGCAGAAAUGGCCUUCAUAAGACUACUAAUUACAAAAUGGGGACAUCUAUUGCAAUCAUCUUAUUUGGUGAUAUGAAACACUGACAAAUUAAAUAAGAA